This is a messenger RNA of Rhincodon typus (whale shark), 981 nucleotides long. Its product is annotated as probable G-protein coupled receptor 139. The transcript has 2 exons. The record is from RefSeq and is a predicted model, not a curated record. Gene Ontology annotation, biological process: G protein-coupled receptor signaling pathway. Lineage: Eukaryota; Metazoa; Chordata; Chondrichthyes; Orectolobiformes; Rhincodontidae. Gene Ontology annotation, molecular function: G protein-coupled receptor activity. Bases 1 to 981 code for a protein of 326 amino acids. Gene Ontology annotation, cellular component: membrane.
AUGCAUGCAGUACCACAGGGAAUGAUCUUUGCAAUUUAUUAUCCUGUGAUUGCAGUGAUCGGGAUACCAGCUAACUUGGCAGUGAUUGUGGUUCUGUCUCGAAGAAGAUGUGGUCUUUCUGUUUGCGUAAUUUAUUACCUGGUGUCCAUGGCAGUGACAGAUCUCCUGGUUAUAAUCACGGUCGUCAUAUUAAACCGGAUUUCAGGGACAUAUUUCACUUCCAGUUUCCUGUCCAUUACACCAGUUUGCAGUUUUCGUUCUGCUUUAUAUUUUGCAGCAAUAUCCAGUUCCGUCUGGUUAACAGUUGCUUUCACCUUUGACCGAUUUGUGGCUAUUUCCUGUCAUGAGCUGAAAAACAAAUACUGCAACGAGAAGAUGGCUGCGCUGAUUAUAGGAAUUGUGUCUGUACUGAGCUGCUUAAAAAAUAUCUUUAUAUAUUUUAUAUAUGAGCCUGUCUACAUAAUUAACAAUAUACCAUGGUUCUGUAGCAUAAAAGUAAUCUAUUAUACAUCACCUGCAUGGGCCGCUUAUGACUGGAUUUGGAUCAUUUUUACUCCAUGGCUCCCAUUUGUUCUGAUUUUGCUGCUUAAUGUUCUGACAGUCAGGAACAUUCUAGUGGCAAAUAAAGCCCGGAAAAGACUCCAGACCCAGCGUAGUGGAGAGAAUCAUAGUGACCAAGAGAUGGAGAAGCGGAAAAAGUCCAUUGUUUUACUGUUUUCCAUCUCAGGCAGUUUCAUUCUAUCAUAUUUGUUGCUUUUUGUGAUGAGCUUCUACAUCCGAAUUGGAAAUGUUACUUACUCCUCAAGUUAUGAUUUCACUAAUUCAUCAUUUGCUCUACAGCAAAGUGGAUAUAUGCUUCAGGUUUUGUGUUCCUGCAUCAACCCAUUCAUUUACGCAGGAACACAGAGUUUAUUCAGAGCUGAAAUAAAGAAAGCAUUGACAUAUCUGUUAAACCCAUUAGUUAAACUAUUUAAAAUGUGA